Messenger RNA from Emiliania huxleyi CCMP1516, 3045 nucleotides. RefSeq lists its product as hypothetical. Gene Ontology annotation, cellular component: nucleus. The record is from RefSeq and is a predicted model, not a curated record. Gene Ontology annotation, biological process: mRNA 3'-end processing. Lineage: Eukaryota; Haptophyta; Isochrysidales; Noelaerhabdaceae. The coding region runs from base 1 to 3045 and encodes 1014 amino acids. The transcript has 15 exons. Gene Ontology annotation, molecular function: protein binding; mRNA binding.
AUGGGGUGGGAGCGCUCUCCCGUCGCGCUCCGGAUGUCGGAGCGCAUCCGCGCGGACCCGCUCGACACGGACGCGUGGCGCAUCCUCCUCGCCGAGGCGGCCCGCCAGCCGCCCGCCGACUUCCGUCCCGUGUUUGAGGCGGCGGUGACGGCGAUGCCCGAGGCGAGUGCGGCGUGGAUGGGCUGGGCCGAGGCGGAGCUCGGCGCGUCCGAGGUGGAGCAGGCGGAGGCGGUCUUCGAGCUCUGCCUCCUCCGCCUGCCGCAGCUGCCGCUCUGGCACCUCUUCCUCAAGUUUGUGCGCGAGCACAAGGUCGCGCAGCUCGAGCGGAGCGCGGCCCGCGCGCAGCUGGUGCCGGCGCUGGAGCUGCUGCUCGAGGCGGUAGGUGCGGACCCGAGCGCGGGGCCGCUCUGGACCGAGUACGUCUCCCUCACCGCCGCCGCCGAGGCGGGCGCCGAGGCGGACGGCGCUCUCGUCUCUGCCGCCGAGCUGUCUGCGACGCGAAAGGCAUACCAGGCGGCACUCACCUCGUGCGCCGCGGGGCUGGACGGGCUGCUGCGCGAGUACGAGGCGUGGGAGACGCGCACCUCCGGCAGCCAGGCCAAGGCGAUGAUGCACGACACGCUCGAAAAGGCGGCCGCCGCCCGCAAGGCGCACUUUCCUCCCGGCGUGGCGACGCCGCGGCUGCUCGCCGCGUGGAGAAAGCUGUGGGCGUACGAGGCGUCCAACGCGCAGCGGCUUGACCCGCCCAAGCUCGCCGCCCGCAUGCGUUUUGCGCUGGCGCAGGGCGCGGCGGCGCUGUGGCGGGCGCCGCAGCUGUGGCACGAGGCUGCGCGCUGGCUCGAGGGGGAGGGGAACGCGCCCGCUGCGCGCGAGGUGCUGCGCUCGCCACAUCGCCACCCCCUCGCUGCUGCUGCCCUCCCCUCUGCCACUCCCUCACUGCUCGCCGCCCUCGCCGCCGCCGCCGCCUUCGCCGCCGCCGCCCUCACCGCCGCCGCCGCCGCGCGAGGUUUCGAGGAGCGGCAGGGCAAGAUGGACGACGCCGCGGCGCUGCUCGACACGCUCGUCGCAAAGGCGCCGUCGGCGGCGGCGCACGCGCACAGCCCGUGGCCAGUGUACGCCGCCGCGGCGCAGCUCGAGUAUAUGUUGGGCGAGGAGCGCGCCGCCGCCGCAGAGACGGGGCGGCGCGUGUACGCGCUGGCGCUGGCCAAGGCGAGCGAGACGGCCCGAGAUGCGGAGGCGAGCGCGCAGGCAAAGGGCGGCAGCGUGCCCGCGGGGCUGGUGCUGUCGUACGCAUCGUACUUGCGGGCGAGCGCAGACUUGCCGAACUUGCGCGCGCCGCCUCGAGCGGGGCGAGAGCUGCUCGAGAGGGGGCUGCUGCUGCUCCCGGCCGCGGAGGCGGCGCAGCUGUGGCCAAUCUACGCGCAGGCGCUCGCGCUCGAGCACUCGUACGAGGGGACCGCGCCGCCGUCGGCCGCGGCGACGCUCGAGAUGGAGGCGGCAGUCGCGGCCCUCUCCUCUCCCGGCGGCGCCCCGAGGCGCGGGACGGCGCCGCAGCUCUCCGCCUGCACAGAGUACACGGGCGUCGAGCACCGCACGCAGGAGAAGGGCGGCGGCGGAGGGGCUUCCUCCGCCGCGUCGGUCCCGAUCCCGCCGCAGCUGGCGUCUUGGCUCGCCGCCUUGCCGCCGCCCUCGCUGCCGCUCUGGCACCUCUUCCUCAAGUUUGUGCGCGAGCACAAGGUCGCGCAGCUCGAGCGGAGCGCGGCCCGCGCACAGCUGGUGCCGGCGCUGGAGCUGCUGCUCGAGGCGGUGGGUGCGGACCCGAGCGCGGGGCCGCUCUGGACCGAGUACGUCUCCCUCACCGCCGCCGCCGAGGCGGGCGCCGAGGCGGACGGCGCUCUCGUCUCUGCCGCCGAGCUGUCUGCGACGCGAAAGGCGUACCAGGCGGCACUCACCUCGUGCGCCGCGGGGCUGGACGGGCUGCUGCGCGAGUACGAGGCGUGGGAGACGCGCACCUCCGGCAGCCAGGCCAAGGCGAUGAUGCACGACACGCUCGAAAAGGCGGCCGCCGCCCGCAAGGCGCACUUUCCUCCCGGCGUGGCGACGCCGCGGCUGCUCGCCGCGUGGAGAAAGCUGUGGGCGUACGAGGCGUCCAACGCGCAGCGGCUUGACCCGCCCAAGCUCGCCGCCCGCAUGCGUUUUGCGCUGGCGCAGGGCGCGGCGGCGCUGUGGCGGGCGCCGCAGCUGUGGCACGAGGCUGCGCGCUGGCUCGAGGGGGAGGGGAACGCGCCCGCUGCGCGCGAGGUCGGGCUCGGCGGCGGCGUCGGCGCCGGCGGUGCGAGCAAGCAGAAGCGCGCCGCCGCCGCCACGCAGGGCGGCGGCCGCCGCGUGCGCGACAUCUACUCGCAGCGAGCCGCCGCGCAAGCUGCGCAGCCGGUGAGCGUGAGGCCGCUGCAGUGCUCGGCGGUCGAGAGGAGGAGCACCGCGCUAGAGGCGCCGUCGCCCUCGAUGAACGCGGAGGUGCGGGCGCACGCGUCCAAAAAGUGGCGCAGCUCGCCCGGCCUCGCCGGCACGGCGACACCCGCCAGGGCCGCGAGCUGCGACAGCGCCGGCAUGUCUUGCAGCGGCGGCGUGGCCGUGAGGAGGACGCGCUGGGCGGCGGGCAGCGCCACGAGCGCCUCGUGGAGCGUCGUGUCCGACGCGAGCUCAUGCGCCUCGUCCAAGAGCAGCAGCCAUGGCGGCGUGCCACCAAUCAGCGAGGGGGCCCGUCUAGCCACCUGCUUGAAGCCCCCCGGGGUGGCGAUCAGGAUCUCGGCCGCCGGGAGGCUGCUCGCCCCGGGCUCGAGGCGCGCGGUGCGGCGGGUCGGCAAAAGCUUCGCCGCCUCGCUCUCCCACUGGUGCACCAAAUGCGCCGGGCAGACCACGAGCGUCCGCGUCGGGGUCUGGCCGGCCAAGUGUACGGCCGCGAGCGCGAGCGCGCAGGCCGUCUUGCCAAAGCCCACCGAGUGGCAGAGCAGCGCCGGAGAGCCCUCGUCGACGCGCGUGUAG